AUGUGGCCUGGUCAGGCCAUGAGCCUCAAGGUCAACCAGAUCCUGCACCACGAGAAGUCUAAGUACCAGGAUGUCCUCGUCUUCGAGAGCAGCGACUACGGCACUGUCCUCGUUCUGGACAAUGUCAUCCAGUGCACUGAGCGGGAUGAGUUCUCCUACCAGGAGAUGAUCACCCACCUCGCCAUGAACUCUCACCCCAACCCCGAGAAGGUCCUGGUCAUCGGUGGUGGAGACGGCGGUGUUCUCCGUGAGGUCGUCAAGCACGAUACCGUCAAGAAGGCCAUCCUGUGCGAUAUCGAUGAGGCCGUCAUCCGUGUCUCUAAGAAGUACCUCCCCGGCAUGAGCAUCGGCUUCCAACACCCCAACGUCGAGGAGUUCGUCGGCGAUGGCUUUGAGUUCCUCAAAACCCACAAGAACGAGUUCGACGUCAUCAUCACCGACAGCUCCGACCCUGAGGGUCCUGCUGAGAGUCUCUUCCAGAAGCCCUACUUUGAGCUCCUGCGCGAUGCGCUCCGUGACGGAGGUGUCAUCACCACACAAGGUUGUUCGUCGCCUUUCCUUCCUGUCUGCCUGUGGCUCCCCGAAAGAUUCCCCGUUUUUUUUUUUUCUUUAUCUCUCCCCCUAUCUCCCUCUCUUUGCUGUUAUAUACCUAUUUUUUGUACUACCUUUGCCCUGCAAUUUCUCCCUGACCCCUCUCCACCCCUCCUCCUUUCCUUGUUGACUGCACACAAAUGA
Messenger RNA from Aspergillus oryzae RIB40, 735 nucleotides. Its product is annotated as spermidine synthase. The transcript is spliced from 3 exons. The record is from RefSeq and is a predicted model, not a curated record. Gene Ontology annotation, biological process: spermidine biosynthetic process. Gene Ontology annotation, molecular function: spermidine synthase activity. Gene Ontology annotation, cellular component: cytosol. NCBI's taxonomy places the organism in Eukaryota, Fungi, Ascomycota, Eurotiomycetes, Eurotiales, Aspergillaceae. Bases 1 to 735 code for a protein of 244 amino acids.